Blepharisma stoltei is the source of this 1345-nucleotide messenger RNA. Lineage: Eukaryota; Ciliophora; Heterotrichea; Heterotrichida; Blepharismidae. The record is from the annotation of a GenBank genome assembly.
AUGGACCCUGUAAGAGACCCAUAUCUUGACAAUAUGAUUGAGCUCAUCAACAAAAGCAGCAAAACGUCUGAAGAAAUCGACAAAAUUGACGGAUUCUUAUACAACCUUAAGCCAUUCCAAAGGCUUAUUGAGCACCUUGCAAUCAAUAUCAGACAGCAAGUAAUUGGCUGUUUGCAAGUAAAAGAAUGCAAAGAAGGCGAAAGACUGUUCACCAAAGGCGACCCCAGUGACUGCCUAUAUAUUGUCAUGCGUGGCUCUUUACAAAUGUACAAUCACUCCUCAAAAGAAAAAAAUGACAUGAUACCUGAAAAUGUUCUUGGAAAAGGAAAAAUUCUGGGUGAAAGAGGAAUCCUAAGAAAUGGGCCCAGAAGCUUGACAGCCGUAGCAAAGGAGCAUUCUUAUGUCCUCACCCUUGAUGAAAAAUAUUUUAAACUUUAUUUGAGCAAUGAAAUGUAUAAUACUCUUGAAACGAAGAAAAAAAUAAUUGACAAAUUUAUCCCUGGACUAUCAAAAUACCCAGGCACACAAAAAGAAAGGCUUGCUUAUACAUUGGAAAUCGAGGAUUAUGAUAGAGGAACUAUAUUAGCCAAACAAGGAGCAUUAACUGAAAAAAUGCUAGUUAUAUUAGAAGGGGAGUGUGUUAUGACGUUUAAAGAAGGAAAUAUUAAGAGAAUGGUAGCGAGACUAGAAAAAGGGUCAAUAUAGCCCAGGAGCGAUUUUUGAUCGCCCUGGGCUAUGAUAAAGCUCAGAAACUCCCCGAGUUGGUUUUUCAACUCAAGUUGACAAACCAGCUCGGGGUCUUGACAAACGCCUCUCAUAAAAGGUAUUUGCCAAAUCCCCGAGUUGGUUUGUCAACUUGAGUUGAAAAACCAACUCGGGGAGUUUCUGAGCCUUAUCAUAGCCCAGGGCGAUCAAAAAUCGCUCCUGGGCUAUAGUAGGUGAGGAAACUGCGCUAUUUGAUAGACCUUCUAGCUUUACAGUAACUGUCACUUCAAACACAUUAAUGGCAGGAAAAAUAAAAAACACAGAUUUGCAGACAAUUUAUCCUAAUAAAGUUGUACAAAUGAUGAGAAAUUAUUACUCAGAGAGAAACCUAACAAGGAAAAAAUUAGCAGAUUUUACCCAUCCUUGCCUUGGGACAACUGAUUUAAUUUUAAGCCCAAAAAAUUUUCCACUGGCAAGCCCAAAGGCGAAAGAACAUAUGACUAUGAUAAUGAAAAGAGUCCCAAGUUUUGCCAAAGAAAAUUUGAGUGAAAAACUCAUGAAUUUUUCUUAUAAAGGAAAGCUGGAAAAGCUGAGGGAUACGGCAAAUAAAAGAAUAAGCAGGUUCUUGGCAAAAGAAUAA